Messenger RNA from Anolis carolinensis (green anole), 6219 nucleotides. It is a transcript of the gene iqsec1, whose product is annotated as IQ motif and Sec7 domain ArfGEF 1. NCBI's taxonomy places the organism in Eukaryota, Metazoa, Chordata, Lepidosauria, Squamata, Anolidae. The record is from RefSeq and is a predicted model, not a curated record. Bases 115 to 3420 code for a protein of 1101 amino acids. The transcript has 17 exons. Gene Ontology annotation, molecular function: guanyl-nucleotide exchange factor activity; protein binding. Gene Ontology annotation, biological process: regulation of ARF protein signal transduction; actin cytoskeleton organization.
CUCCGCGGCCGAGCUGAGCGGCCCCGCCCCGCCGCCCCCUCCUCCCGCUCGCCUUGCCCCGGGCCCCCGUGGGCGGCGGAGUGGGCCCCGGGCCCCCGCGAGGCUGGCCCGGCCAUGGAGCCCCCGCCGGCGGAGAACCCGAGCAAGGCGGCGGAGUACCUCAAGGAGCUCAACAAGAUCAUCGAGACGCAGCAGGAGCUGCUGGAGAAGCAGAAGCUCCGCAUCGACGAGCUCGAGCAGCAAGUGGCCAAGCUGGACCGCGAGAACGGGCGCCUCCAGGACGAGCACCAGCGGCACCUGGCCACCUGCACGCUGCUCCUCCUCCAGCACCAGCAGCUGCAACAACAACAGCAGCAGCAGCAGCAGGGGACCUUACCCGCGCUCCCGCCGCCCAUGCCUCCGGGGGACAGCCAGGAGCACGCCAAGGAUGAAAAGUCUGAAGGUGAAAGUUCAAGAAGCAUCAGGUCUAUAAAUACUCUGCACCAGUUUUGCUGUCCAGCUCCAUUGUACCAUACCCAGCUAACUGUCCCUGCCACACACUCAGAGUACAGGACUUCCUUGGAAACAAGAAGCAGCCUUUCAACUGAUCCGCUCAGUGUCGAAGGUGAGGCCCCUGGAAGUGAAACGGGAACCUCAUUGGACAGUCCAUCUACCUAUCAUCAAGGAGCUAUUACGCACAGCUCAACUCUAAGCCCAGACCAUUACGACCAUUCUCCUUAUGGCCUGUAUUCCAUCUCCCCGGGGCAGCAAAGACCCCGGAGGCCGAAACUUCAACAUUCAACAUCCAUAUUGAGAAAACAAGCGGAAGAAGAAGCUAUUAAAAGAUCAAGGUCCCUUUCAGAGAGCUAUGAACUCUCAUCUGACUUGCAAGAUAAGCAGGUUGAAAUGCUAGAACGGAAAUAUGGAGGCCGUCUCAUAACUAGACAUGCUGCUCGUACUAUACAGACUGCAUUUCGCCAGUAUCAGAUGAACAAAAACUUUGAGCGGCUUAGAAGUUCUAUGUCUGAAAAUCGUAUGUCAAGACGCAUUGUACUGUCCAAUAUGAGAAUGCAGUUUUCGUUUGAAGGGCCUGAGAAAGUCCAUAGUUCCUACUUUGAGGGGAAACAAGUUUCUCUUACAAAUGACGGAUCAAAAUUAGGAGCCCUUGUCCAAUCUGAAUGUAGUGAUCUUGGUGAAUCAGCAGCAAUGAAAUCUCCAGCAGCAUCCACUGACUUUGCUGAUGCUAUAACAGAACUCGAGGAUGCAUUUUCAAGACAAGUAAAAUCUCUUGCAGAGUCAAUUGAUGAUGCACUAAAUUGCCGUAGCCUGCACUCUGAUGAGGUCCAGAUACCAGAUCAAGUAAGGAGUCGUGAGCUGGAGCGGGACAGUUGUGGUCAGAGUAAACCAACAAGUCAUAAUGUGGAUCAUAGGAAACUUGAUGAAAUGACUGCAUCUUAUAGCGAUGUUACAUUAUAUAUCGAUGAGGAAGAACUAUCCCCACCACUUCCCCAGUCCGUAGAUAGGCCAUCAAGUACAGAAUCUGAUUUAAGGCUUCGGUCAAUGAACCCAUCUCAAGAGUACUGGUCUAUGACACACAAGGAUCAUAAAAUGGACACUGACACAAGUUGCAGGAGUACCCCCUCCUUAGAGUCCCAAGAGCAGAGAAUGAGGAUGGAUCACCUGCCUUUACUAACCAUAGAACCACCAAGUGACAGUUCAGUGGACUUAAGUGAUCGUUCAGAGAGAGGAUCAUUAAAGAGACAGAAUGCAUAUGACCGAGGAGUUACUAGUCAGCAAGGUAGCCCAAAACACAUCUCACAUGGCAUCCCCACCAAGAUAAUAACUCGAGAAGAUCAGGAGACUAGACAUAGACCAAGACCCAUUGACAGCCACUUAGUCAUUAAUGGCACAGCAAACAGACAAAGCAAAUCUGAGUCUGAUUACUCUGAUGGAGACAACGACAGCAUCAACAGCACUUCCAAUUCCAAUGACACAAUAAACUGCAGCUCAGAAUCCUCUUCUCGAGACAGCCUAAGGGAACAAACAUUGAGCAAGCAAACAUACCACAAAGAGACUCGGAAUAGUUGGGAUUCACCUGCCUUCAGUAAUGAUGUCAUUAGGAAACGUCACUACAGAAUUGGACUCAACCUUUUUAAUAAAAAACCUGAAAAAGGAGUUCAGUACCUGAUUGAGAGGGGGUUUGUGCCAGAUACACCUGUUGGAGUGGCCCACUUUCUUCUGCAGAGAAAAGGGCUCAGCAGACAGAUGAUUGGAGAAUUCCUCGGAAAUCGUCAAAAGCAGUUCAACCGAGAUGUAUUAGACUGUGUUGUGGAUGAAAUGGACUUCUCAGCUAUGGAACUGGAUGAAGCACUCAGGAAAUUUCAAGCUCAUAUCCGUGUCCAAGGAGAAGCUCAAAAAGUGGAACGGCUCAUUGAAGCUUUUAGCCAGAGAUACUGCAUAUGCAAUCCAGGCGUUGUGAGGCAAUUCAGAAAUCCUGAUACCAUCUUCAUUCUAGCUUUUGCAAUUAUAUUACUAAAUACAGAUAUGUAUAGUCCAAAUGUGAAACCAGAACGCAAAAUGAAGCUUGAAGAUUUUGUCAAGAAUUUAAGAGGUGUGGAUGACGGUGAAGAUAUCCCACGAGAGAUGCUUAUUGGGAUUUAUGAGAGAAUCCGAAAGCGGGAACUCAAGACAAAUGAGGAUCAUGUGUCACAAGUCCAAAAGGUUGAAAAACUCAUCGUAGGAAAGAAACCGAUUGGAUCUCUCCAUCAUGGACUUGGUUGUGUUCUCUCCCUUCCCCACCGAAGACUUGUUUGCUACUGCAGGCUUUUUGAAGUUCCAGAUCCAAAUAAACCUCAGAAGCUUGGAUUACACCAGCGAGAAAUAUUUUUAUUUAAUGAUCUCCUUGUGGUCACCAAGAUCUUCCAAAAGAAGAAGAACUCAGUCACAUAUAGUUUUCGACAGUCAUUUUCCCUCUAUGGAAUGCAGGUCCUUCUCUUUGAGAACCAGUAUUAUCCAAAUGGUAUACGACUCACAUCAGCUGUUCCAGGAGCAGAUACAAAAGUCCUUAUAAAUUUCAAUGCACCAAAUCCCCAGGACAGAAAAAAAUUUACAGAUGAUCUGAGGGAAUCUAUUGCAGAAGUCCAAGAAAUGGAAAAGCACAGAAUAGAGUCCGAACUAGAAAAACAGAAAGGUGUGGUGCGGCCAAGUAUGUCUCAGUGCUCUAGCCUCAAGAAGGAGUCUGGCAGUGGAGCUCUGAACAGAGCCUGCCUUGACGACAGUUAUGCCACUGGAGAGGGGCUUAAACGGAGCGCCCUUAGCAGCUCUCUCAGAGACCUCUCUGAAGCAGGCAAGCGUGGGCGACGCAGCAGUGCAGGAUCGCUAGACAGCAAUAUGGAAUUUCAGCAUUUUGAGCCACCUCAGUCACAAGGACUGUACAUCUAACUGGCAGAAACAAAACGAACCGCAGAACUGCACCAGCAGAAUUGUGAAUGUGGUUUAAAAGAAGAGGAGGAAAAAAGUUCCAGUGAGAGAUGGGUAAAACAAAACAAAACAAACAAAAGACUGUUGCUUCUGAAUGUAGAAGUAAUGUGUGAAGAUGUCUUUGCUUAUAUUGGUUAUUAAUUAAUGUCUCCAGUUUGGUUUUUCUUUUUCUCUCCCUGCUAUGGAUUAUUAUGCCAUGACUACCAGCAAAACUGAAAUAUGAGUACUUGUGUUAACUCUCAGUUAACACAAACUCAGCCCACAUAGAGUUUAGUCUGUUUAAAUUUGUCUGUUGUUUCCUAUAUGUGUGCAAUACCUUGUUUUAUUUUUCUUUCUAAAUUAACUUCAUAUGAAAUGGAAGUAAUAAAAGUAAAUUAAAUGGUCAACCAGGCUGUCCUAAAUUGUGCAGAGGACUCAAGAGGGCUUGUUUCAGCCCUGGAGGCUCUGUUCCUUGCAGUUUAAAUUGCUUUGUUCUUAUAAGGGAUAACAGAACUGUCUGCAUGUCAUCUAAUGUUAAUAGUGUUGAAGCUACACUCUACAUAUUGUAUAUUUGCAAAAUAUAUCAGUGUUACUGUUGAUAUUAGUUGAAGUAAAGUGAUAACAUAUUUAAAUAUGUAGGCUUUUCUUCAGACCUUUGUACCAAUAGUAGAGUCUAACUGUAAUUUAUAAGUUGUCCCAAAAAAGAUACAACUGGUGGUGGGCCUUUCUUUUACCUUGUCACUGUACAUUUUGCAUGAACCAAGCUCAAAGCACAGGAUUUCGUAGUUAUGUUUUUAAAAAACUGAUGCCACAUCUAAAAUAAUUUUGAAAUGAGUUGCCCAUCCUUGUAUUCCAAGUAAUUUAUUCUCCCAGGUAAUCCCAUGAAAGAGUUUACAUUUGUGGCUUCUUAUGCAUUUAGGAUAAAACACUUGGUGUUCCAUUGUCCGUAUAUGGAAGAUAUAAAUACAGAUAAUACACUGGAAUCAAAUCGUAAAGCGCAUGGCAAAUUACAUGAUCUAAGAAAGUUCUUUUUUUCCUUUUCUAUAAAUAUAUCCAGUUAAUGUGUAUUAUAUUUUUGAACCGAAAACCAACAUGACACUGGCACACAGUGGAAUUUCCUUCUCUCCACACUGAAGUUCUCCAUAUUAUCAGCAAAGUGGCUUUAGUGAUUAUUUGGGGGCCAUAUGAGGCUGCAAUGGAGAAGUGGGGUUUUACCCCCUCUUUUUUCUAUGGGCUUCAGGAUUGAUGCUAUUCCAAAUGUCAUUACUUUUUACUGGAGUAAUUUAUGGUGCCAGCAGUGCCGGCCCAACAUAGAGGCCAAUGUAAGCUCCUGCUUGUGGCGCAUUGUCCCUAGGGGUGCCAUCGAGGCGCCCCCGCAGCAGCGGCAGGGACCAUCGGCUCCCUCCUCACCAAACGCGGUAGACCUCAUUUGAGGCCUUCCGUGUUUGGCGAGGAGGGAGCCGAUGGUCCCCGCCACCACCAAAGGUAUGUGCAGGGCCUUGGGGGGGUGCAAUUUCGGGGGGGGGGGCACUAGGUUUGCCUACAAGGCGAAAUUACCUCGGGCCGCUUCUGGGUGCCAGGAUAACUGUUAGUGCAGUAGUUCUCAACCUGUGGGUCCCCAGAUGUUUUGGCCUUCAACUCCCAGAAAUCCUAACAGCUGGUAAACUGGUUGGGAUUUCUGGGAGUUGUAGGCCAAAAACCAGGGGACCCACAAGUUGAAAACUACUGUGUUAGUACAAAAAUUCAAAUUCUGUUUCUUCUCAUUUGGGAAAAAGUACAGUAAUUACAAUUUGCCUCAGUAUAGAGUUUAUGAUUGUGUUUAGAAAGAGAAAGGGUAGUUCGUAGAAAGCUUUUGUUAUUUUUUUCUUAUUAGUUUAAAUCAGUCCAGAAUGCUAUUGAGCCGUGUGUUUGUCUUCCCGUCAACAAUUUGGCAACAAUCUAAAAAAAUUAAAAGUCUAAAUCAGCUUGCCAAAAUAUCUUUUCUGGGACAACAGUCAAAUGUGUAUUUGUUUUAAUCCUUUUUUAAGUUAAAAAUGAAAUGUACAACAAUGUAAAAAAAAAAGUAAUCCUAAUAUAAUGUACAUGUCUUGUAUUGCUAAAAAGAAGUCUUCAAGCAUAACAUUGUAGAAAGAUUUUCCCAUCAAGCACUGCAUGCAGCAGAAGCCUCUUGUUUCUUGAUUUUAAAAUGAGCUGAAAAAGUCAGCAGCUAUUUAAACAAUGACUCUCUACAUGUUGACUUGCUGUUCCAUAUAAAGCCGUGCGUUUCCUGCAAUUAAGCAUGCAUUUUGCUGUUUCCGUUGUUAAAUAUCAUCACACCUUGCCUGAAAAAAGAGUAAUUGUGUAUAUAGCUAAAAGGGAAAAAGUGACCAAUAAUCAGAUAAAAAAUUGUGGGAGGGAAAGAGCUAGUGGAAACAGGACCAAGUAGGGGAAAAACUGAAUUCUCUAAAUUGUAUAUAGUGUGUAAAUUAGUAUUAAUAUAAGUCUGCAGUCACUUUCAGGUUGCAUACAGUACCUGUCUCCUGCUAGGAACUUUAAUCCCAGCUUUGAGUUGUAUUAAACUGUUAGAAUUAGGUCUUGAAUGCAGACUGUUAAAAGACUUCAAGAAACAUCAUGCUCAUGAGAAGCUUCUGUUAUGGGAGGCUCAAGCCCCAUUUUGUAACUGUUGGGAAGGAAGGAGUGCUUUCAUUUUAAUAUGCAUUGUUUGUAAGUAGUAUCAGACCUUAUCGUUGUAAAACUAUAACUGUGAUUAUGUGGGAAAUCAAAUAAAUCACUUUGAACUCA